GUCAAACGAGGCCGGCCUUUUUUUGCUGCGGUCGGUGAGGUCGCGCCUGUAGCUCUGGGCGGGCGAGGCGGCCCUGCGGCGCCAGCAGCCAGCGUCGCGCCCUCCCCCGCCGGUGGAGCGACCCUUCAUCCUCUCGGCGCCUGAGGGAAGCCCGGCAGGGCUAGCGGAGAGGUCGGCUCGUCGGUUGAUCCCCUUAGGAAUGGCAGCCCCGUCUAUGAAGGAAAGGCUGGCUUGCUGGGAAGCCCGGGAUGAGUACUGGAAGUGUUUGGAUGAGAACGCCGACGAUGCUUCCCGAUGCAAGAAGAUAAGGAGCUCCUUUGAAGCAAGUUGUCCCCAGCUGUGGAUAAAAUAUUUUGAUAAAAGAAGAGACUACUUAAAAUUCAAAGAACAGUUUGAAGCAGGACAAUUCCAACCCUCAAAAACAACUGCAAAAUCCUAGACUGUUCCUGAACUUUUCUAAAAGUUUGAAACUCCUUUCUGGGCAUUCAAAAAGUACCAUCGAUUGUGGGACAAGAGUAGUUUGAAUCAUGGUGAAUAUCCAUACUUGUUCUCUGUAUACAACACUUAAUAACUAAGAUGAUCGAGGAACAGAUCUAUGAAGAAUUUAAAUAAAAUGGUAUUAAAUAGAAAACCUAUUAUAAAAACA
Carlito syrichta (Philippine tarsier) is the source of this 646-nucleotide messenger RNA. Its product is annotated as cytochrome c oxidase assembly factor 6 homolog. Gene Ontology annotation, cellular component: mitochondrion; respiratory chain complex IV. The transcript is spliced from 3 exons. Gene Ontology annotation, biological process: respiratory chain complex IV assembly. NCBI's taxonomy places the organism in Eukaryota, Metazoa, Chordata, Mammalia, Primates, Tarsiidae. The coding region runs from base 200 to 439 and encodes 79 amino acids. The record is from RefSeq and is a predicted model, not a curated record.